AUGGGGAGCCCACCAGCCAAGAUGAAGUUUUGCCCCAUCCACAUGCUUUCUGUAAGAGUCAUACAAGCCAGGAACAUCAAAUCCAGAGACCUGCGGACAGUUCCACUUUCCUGCCAAAACCUUGCGGGGCAUUGUUAUUCACUGCUUGAUACCAGUCUGAAGUAUUUAGGCAUCUCGGGCUGCAGUAGAAAUCUUCAGUCAAGUCCAGACUCCAGCUCUGAAAGACAUCACCUUGGAGAUUUCCUUUCACACCGUUGUCCAGCUUCACAAAUGACUGCAUCAGACUGCUAUGUGCGCUUGUGGCUGCCGUCUGCUUCAAAGGGAAAGCUUCAGACCAAAACCAUCAAGAAUUCUGACAACCCAGUCUGGAAUGAGACAUUCUACUUUAGGAUCCAGAGAGAAGUUGAGAACAUUUUAGAGUUGGCAGUGUGUGAUGAAGAUCCACUCACCAAAGAUGACAUGCAGUUCACAGUUCUUUUUAAUGUUGCUAGAAUCAGACCCGGGGAGACAGUCCGUGAGACAUUUGCUUUGAAAUCAGAGAAAGAAGCAUGUGCUAAGAAGUGGGAAAGUUUGGAAGUAGAAUUCUGGAUGGAAAGGAUUCCUGGCCCUCCAGAGCAGCUCAUUACCAAUGAUGUCCUAGUGUCCCGUGAGGUUUGCUGCUUGGAGGUGCAAGUGGACAUUAAUGAAAGCAAGAAAUAUUUGAGAGAGGGUAAAAAUCUCGUGCUCUCGGUGCCUGCAUCUCAUGAGGGAACACAGAAAACCACCGAGGACAAAGAUACUUUCUACUUCCAUUGUGUGAAGGCUUGGGAACCAAUUCUGAAAGUCAGGCUGCAGAAAGUUUGUGAUAAGGAAGAUGACAACAGCAAUUUAAGUGACACCUUAACGGUGCCACUGAAAUUUCUCCCUGUCGGACAUAAAGUGAAAGUAACCCUCCCUGUAAGACAUAACGUGCCACUGCAGCUGUACCUCCAAUUAAAUGAUUGCACAGAAAAACUGGAUGUGCGCUUUGGGUAUGACCUGUGCCGGGAAGAGCAAGAAUUCUUGCUAAAAAGGAAGAGAGUGGUUGCCAAUGCCUUGAAAAGGGUUUUUCAUCUGGGAAGAGAUCUACAUGCACAUGAAGUCCCGGUAAUAGCUGUUAUGGCAACAGGUGGAGGACUCAGAGCAAUGUCAGCUAUGUUUGGCCACCUCUUAGCUCUUCAGAAGCUGAAUCUCUUGGACUGUGUUACCUAUGUCACUGGGGCUUCUGGCUCGACAUGGACCCUAGCAGACCUAUACGAGCAUGCCGACUGGUCACAGAGGUCUCUGGAGGGACCACUUAAGGCAGUAAAAGAACAAGUGACAAAAUGCAAGCUCAAUCUUAUGUCUAUAGAGCAUCUGAAGUAUUAUCACAAGGAAAUUGCUGAAAGGGCAAAAGCAGGACAUGUGUCAUCUUUUACAACAUUGUGGUCUCUAGUCCAGGAAAUGUUCCUACAUGAAAAGCCAAGAAAGUACAAACUCACAGACCAGCGCAAGGCUUUGGAGCAUGGACAAAACCCACUGCCUUUCUAUGCAGUCCUCAAUGUGAAAGGUGAAAAGUUUGGUACUUUCAAAUUUAGAGAGUGGGCAGAGUUCUCUCCUUAUGAGGUGGCCAUACCAAAAUACGGAACCUCCAUUCGCUCAGAAUAUUUUGACAGUGAGUUUUUCAUGGGGAGGAGAGUGAAGAAGCUGCCAGAAUCUCGGAUCUGCUAUCUGGAAGGUCUUUGGACAAACAUCUUCACUAGGAAUUUGCUGGAUGGCUUGUACUGGUCUUCAAAUUCAAAUGAAUUCUGGGAACGAUGGGCCAAAGAUAUGGUAGAUAUAGAAAAGCAUUCCCCUGAGGAAGAUAUCACUGUCAUCGAGCCUCCGACUUGCUUGUCAGGGAAGUUGUAUGAAAUGUUUCAGGACAUAAUGACCAAGCGUCCGCUGCUGGCAAAGUCUCAUAACUUCCUGAGAGGUUUAGAGUUUCACAAAGAUUAUAUCCAUCAGAGAAAAUUUGUGGAAUGGAAAGACACUGUGCUGGAUGGUUUCCCUAACAAUCUGACACCACUGCAGAAAUAUCUCUGCCUGAUAGAUGUUGGCUAUUUCAUCAACACCAGUGGUGCAGCACUUUUCAAACCAGAGAGGAACGUAGAUGUCAUUAUCUCACUUGAUUAUGGUUUGGGGAAUGUGUUCAAGCAAUUAGAGAUGACAUACAAAUACUGCAAGAUACAAAAGAUCCCAUUCCCCAAAGUGGAGCUAAGUGAAGAGGAUGAGAAGAACCCAAAGGAAUGUUACAUCUUUUCAGAUGCGGAGGACCCCAGAGCACCCAUAGUCAUCCAUUUCCCUCUGGUGAAUGACAGCUUUAAGGAAUACAAGGAGCCUGGGGUAAGACGCCAUCAUUCAGAGAUGGAAGAAGGCCAAGUAAAUCUGGAGAACAACUGCUCGCCCUACUACCUCAUUAGGCUAAUCUACUCCUCUGAAAACUUUGACAAACUUGUGAAUCUGAGCAAAUACAACAUCCUCAAUAACAGAGACCUGCUUCUCCGUGCAAUCUGGGAUGCUGUAGAACGGAAGAGAAGCAGCAGGACUGCGAGUUUCCCAAGCUACACCGGAGCUGGAUACCUCUAGGCUGGGAACAGUACCUCUGGUGCUGCUCCCCACCGAAAGCUGCAACAGUCACAUUCCAACACAUCACAGUCACACUACUACACAUCACAGUGUUCAUUAUUUGCAGGAAACCUGUACAUUUCUCAUCUUGCCUUGUGCCAAGUGCCUAGCUUUCAAAGAGGGUUAUUUAAUCUCCUUCCUCCAAGUUAUCAGACCAUGAGAGCCUCACACGGUAGUCUUACUUGUUAAGAAAUUAGGGUCCUGGUUAGCAGAGACCUUCCAGGACCUCCCUAGUAGACAUCCUAUAGCAUAUGGUGGUGGUGAUAGCGAUAGUUCUUUGUAUGCACCUGCCCCCUCAACCCUGAGCCCAUUGUCAGUGUCUUUUCAAUGCUUUGUUACAAACCCAGUUCUGGCCAUUUGCAUCCAGUAAUGUCCAGAUUUUCAGACGGGCUGAGCUAUGAGAACUUGCACUGAAUUGGUGGGCUCAGCUUUGAAGUCAGGUCAAAGAGUCAUAUAUAUCUGUGAACAAUGGCCAGACUGCAACAUGGACAAUUGCAUUGUCUGGCAGAGUCCCCUAGCUGAUGUAGAAAUCAUUCCUUUUUCCCCCCACUUCCCUGCAAGAGUUUGGCACAGAAAGGCUGCUCCAGACUGCCACAAGGGGGGCAGUUACAUUUCAAGGAGAGAGGAUGUUAACUGCAGAGAGCAAGUAUGGUUCUUUUGAGCGUUGAUUUUGCAUAAGGCAUGAGUGGUGCUAUUGACUUAUACAGCAAGCUUUUGAUACCAGACACUAGAAAGGAAUAAUUACCAUAGCCUCGAGUACAUUUAAUUCAAUAGUCAUGACCAAGACAUGAGCUGGUGCUCUUACACAUGUAAACUGAAUGUAGGACAACCUAACUCACUGACAGAGUGCACAGCUAUUACAUUUUCAGUGGUGAGUUUUUCCCUUUCCAGCCAUCUGUCCUUAACAUCACAGGCAAGGUAUUUUAAUAGGUGCUACACUAAAAUAGAGCACAAAUAAAAGAAAAGAGAGGAAAUUCUUCUAUUACAUCUCCUUACUAGAGGAAAAUAUUUGGCUUUCAUUUGGUGUGCAGUGAGAGAUUUUUGCCUUGAACUAGGAGCUUGGGAUAUCUUUGUAGCCCUCCACUCUAUUAAAAAUGGUGGGGAAGGUGCUGAACAAUAAAAAACAGAGCUCCACAGAAGAAAAAGUUUCCUGAGUUCCAGGUACCAGAAUUCAGACCUGCUUCUGCCUUAUUUAAUCCAAACAUAGCAUAUUCAUUGUGUCCUCCAAGGAAAAUCUUAUACAUUUCUUCUGUGUUGGACAUUUACUUGAUAUUUAGAAUUCUUUUUUUCACUUGCAAUCCACAACUAGACAGACAAGAGGAACAGAGGUCUGCCUUUUUGGUCUAUGCAGCCAUCAUUCAAACUCAGGGGCAGAGGAUUUACAAAAGGCUUCACUGCCUGAACCCUGCAACUUAUGUAAUGCAAGCAAAGGCAAUGAGCAAACCUCAGCAAUAUUCCUUGUCCAAUGCUUAUUUACUGAGCUAAGGAAUAAUGUGUGGAGCUUCAGGAAUCUUAACUGCUGGAAUGCAAUUGUAUGACUGAGUUCAGAGCACAGGAAAAUAAGAACUAGUCAGAUACUGGCUGCAGGAAGCAGAGCCAUUUUGAGUUGAAAGAUGAGAGGACAGCAGGGGGUUUAUCUCAGAAGAGAGAGUCCUACCAGCAGUAUCUGUUCCCUUUAGUUAGGAGAGCAGCAGCAAGUCCUGGCACAGUGUUGCCGUGGUGCAGGUAUGUGCAUGUACACAUGGCUGGGUGCACACAGGGUGUGCACUGUCUCUGUGCUCCACUGGCUGGCCCUGUAAAGAAACUUCUUCCUAAACGUGCUUGCAUGGAACAAAAACUGAUUCCAGUAUGACUGUGAAGAGGAUGUGUGCUGUCAUGGCCCAGAGUCUUGCUCCCACGCUCUGUGGCCUGGUGCACCCUGAUUUGCCUGGAGUCCAGCACCUGGGCCCACAAGCAAUCAGUGUUUGAACCCCUACUCACUUGAGCUAGGCAGAGGGAACAGAAAGGGUUGACAGGGAGUGGUGCCAUCAUGCUGCCUGUCUCCAUGCCCUCAUUGUGUUCAUGUGCCUGGGGACAUCAACAUUUUGCUCAUGUCUUCUCCCCUAUGAGGAGAGACUGAAGAACCUGGGGCUUUUUGGUCUGGUGAAGAGAAGGCUUAGAGGAGAUCUAAUCAAUGUUUACAAAUCUAUGAGGGCUGGGUGUCAAGAGGAAAGGGACAAACUCUUCUUAGUUGCACGCUGUGAUAGGACAAGGAAUAAUGGAUGUAAACUACAGCAUAAGAAGUUCCACCUCAACAGGAAGAGAAACUUCUUUACUGUAAAGGUCACAGAGCACUGGAGGAGGCUGCCCAGAGAGGUUGUGGAGUCUCCUUCUCUGGAGACCUUAAAAACCUGUCUGGAUGCGUUCCUGUGCUACCUGAGUUAGAGUCUAUGGUCCUGCUCUGGCAGAGAGGUUGGACUUGAUCUAUGGAGGUCACAACCAACCUCUAACAUCUUAUGGUCCUGUGAUUAUGCUGUUAUACAGGACAUGCAGCAAAGGGCUGAGCUGGUGAAGAGGUCUGGGUGGGGCUAGACAGCUUGUGGGGAGUCCCAGUAGUAGAAGCUGAUGGUGGUUGUUCUGCUGCAGUGGUUAAAGGGUAUAGUUCAGCCAAGGACCCUGGUAGGCUCCACAACAGACUGGGAUUUCUUUUGACACUAAACCAGUAUCGCCUAACUGAACUGGAAGGCUUUGCCUCCAGGAACUGGGCAGCCUCUGCUGAGAUGUAACAGAUUUGUCAGAAUGGAGCCCACCCGUGAUGCUGUGCCAUUGCUUUUGUUGUUUACACAUCAUCCGUAGUGUAAGUAGGAAUGCUGGUUUUGCCUCUUCUGCCUGAUUGUUAACGCUCUGCUGCUGUGAAAAGCUAUCCUUGUUUUGUCCAAGGGCUGCUAUGAGUCAUCUGCAAUGCUCCUGAGCCUCGGCCGUACAUGUCCAGUGGAGAGGCAUUUCAGCCACACUGAGAAAACCCACGGUGCUUCUAAAUGCUCCACAUAGGGAUGAUUGGGGUGUGUUUGGAGCAUUCAGAGUGCUGCUAAUGCAACAGAAGUGCCCACUAAAAUGUGAACGAGCCAAAAAAACCCCCACAAGGCUUUCAGCUAACCCACUGUGAGCAGAGUAACUCUUCUGAGAGACUGUUAAACCCUGUUACAGAGAGAGAGAGAGAGAGAGUAGCUGUUGGUAGAGAAGGUGGGAAGGUGGCAUGACUCUCCCUUUGCCAGGAGAGCCAUCACCCAAGGCUGUGCUGACACUUAAAAAGUAUGGCUGGGGGCUGCCCAGAGGCACAAAUAAACAUGUGCCCCUUAGGUGCCCCUGUAGCUUUAAAUGGGGAGAGUUGGUUUUGUUUGUUUAUUUGUUUUCGUAUAUAGUUUUGCAUUUCAGAGCUUGAAGUUGUGUGAGGGCUCCAUCGUUGCCCUUCAGGGUGGGGUUUAUUUUGUUUGUUUGGGUUUUUUUUUUGUGUGGGUUUUUUCCACAUGUGUUUGUUUUGUUUUUUGUUUGCUUCUGUUUGGUUUUGUAGCAUAACAUUGAAGGAGUUGCUGGCCUGAUAGUGGGGCCUACGGACCUGCAGGAUAUUUGUGAGGGCAAAAGCUGCUGCUGGACACUGCAGGGUGGAGUGGCCCACACCUGACAUGGUCUUGUCCACGCAGAUUGUUGGGACAUGGCUGGCAAAUGCUGUCCCUCAAGUCACAUCUGGGCUCUGGUUCAGAGCAUGCAAAUUUGCACAGUCUGAACCCCCUCCCCCCCAAGCUGUAGAUCUGAGCUGCAGUGAUGUAUGGCUGACCAGGGAUCUGUGCUUGGGUCUGCUCUUUGGACCUUGUUUCCUUUAGGGUGUAGGGCAAGUGCAAAGGAAUGGCCCACUGAAAUGUUGUAUGCUUGUUGCCCAAAGGCUGUUUGUUUGUUUGUUGUCCCCAGUAUUGCCUGCCCUGGUGCCACAUGCUGUCAAAUGGCUAUUUGAGUGGUGUGCAUCAAAAGCAAAGCAGGUACUGUGAGGAGAACACUGUCUCUCUGCAGCUUGCCAUAAAAAGGUGUGUGUGUGUGAUAAGGCUCAGGGCCUUGCUGUUAUGGCCUUAUGAUUGCUUAACCACUGAAGAUAGAUGCAUGCCUGCAGGAACCUCAUCCGAAAUGCACCCCAGAUCACUGCUCUCUAGAACAUUUUGCUAGAAGACCCCUACAAAUACAAAGCUUGCUGUCUGGUGCCAAACAUGAGUAAAGAAUAGUUUGUUCUUUUAACUGUUAGCUCUCUUCAUAGAAACUGCUUGCUUGUGCCUUUUAACCAUUUAAUAAUAUAUCUAUGAAUUAAAACUGAAAUAUUGCAAAGAAGCACCAGAGCCAUGAAAGUCUUUAUGCACUUAAACACAUUCCCCCCCCCCCCCAUUCCUAUUAGCACUACUUCUGCUAGAUUACUGCUGAGCACUCUGUAGGAUAUUUACUGGUUUCAAGUCUGGGUGGAAAAAUCAGAGAAAAGAUGUUCUGGUUUACAAAGGCAUUGAGAGCCUAGAAAAACAUGGAACAAAAAUCUACCUCCUAUGUUAAAGUUUCAGUGGAACGGCACAAGGCAGGGUAGGGAAGCAGCUGUACUGAGCCACAGCCAGAGGCUUGAUUUUGCCUCUUGGUGAUUUGAUUUAAAUGUGUACAAAAGUCUGCCUCUUACUGAGCUUCACUCUUGUUGGUUAAAUGGGGAGUUUAAAAUACCAAAGUUUACUUUUGUAAAAGCAGUUUAAAAUUAUUAUCAAUAAAGGAAAAUGCAUCAGUUUCCCAUUA
Messenger RNA from Pogoniulus pusillus (Red-fronted tinkerbird), 7458 nucleotides. Its product is annotated as cytosolic phospholipase A2 beta-like. The transcript is spliced from 21 exons. Bases 1 to 2625 code for a protein of 874 amino acids. Gene Ontology annotation, cellular component: cytosol. Gene Ontology annotation, molecular function: calcium ion binding; calcium-dependent phospholipid binding. The record is from RefSeq and is a predicted model, not a curated record. Gene Ontology annotation, biological process: glycerophospholipid catabolic process. Lineage: Eukaryota; Metazoa; Chordata; Aves; Piciformes; Lybiidae.